Molecule: messenger RNA, 1440 nt
Organism: Geosmithia morbida
Lineage: Eukaryota; Fungi; Ascomycota; Sordariomycetes; Hypocreales; Bionectriaceae
Exons: 2
Coding region: 1-1440 (479 amino acids)
Molecular function (GO): oxidoreductase activity
Source: RefSeq, a predicted model, not a curated record
AUGCUCUACACCUCUCUCCGCCUCUUGGGUACCGUGGCCUUGGCCACGGCCGCUCCCAGCGUCAUCAAGAAGGACGUUGUCAUCGUCGGCGGCGGCGCAUCAGGCGCCUACGCUGCCGUGCGUCUCAGGGAGGACUAUGGCAAGAGCAUUGCCCUCAUCGAGAAGCAGGAUAUUAUCGGUGGCAUGGUCGACUCCUUCACGGACGCCUCGACCGGUCAGUCUUUCGACUACGGAGUCGUGUCCUUCAUCGACUCCGGCAACGCCACGGGCUUCUUUGAGCGUCUGGGCAUCGAGCUGGGCACGACCACGUCGGCGACGGUGACGACGCAGUACUACGACUUCACGACCGGCAGGGCCGUCAACUACACGCCGCCGGCGUUUGCGGACCAGCUGGCCGGGCUGGCCAGCUUCCUCCCCGCGGCGGAGAAGUACGAGCCCCUGAUCCAGGGUCCGGGAUACUUUGACUUCCCCACCGACGCGGCCGACAUCCCCGAGGACCUCCUCCUCCCCUUCGUCGACUUCGUCACCAAGUACGGCGCCGAAGAGGCCCUCCCGUUCAUAUACCAGACCACCGGCCUGGGCAUGGGCAACGUGUCGGCCGCCCAGACCAUCUGGGCCCUCCAGGCCUUCGGCGCCUCCAUGGCCCGCUCCGUCCUCGGCAUCCAGGGCUCCCUCGCCCCGGCCUCCGGCCGUAACCAGGACAUCUACGACGCCGUCGCCGACCUCCUGGCCGACGACGUCUACACCUCCACCACCGUCACCUCCACCCGGCACCUGACCGGCGACGCCGGCGCCGGCGUCGAGCUGACCGUCCGCAACGCCGAGACCGGCGAGACCUCCACCAUCCAGGCCGGCAAGCUGCUCCUGGCCAUCGAGCCCACCGCCGAGAACAUCGAGCCCUUCGCCGUCGACCCCGCCUCCGCCGCCGUCCUCGCCAAGUUCACCUACGCCCGCGAGUACACCGGCAUCAUCGACAACGCCGACCUCGUCGCCAACAAGAGCUACUUCAACAUGCCCGCCUCCGCCGCCCCCGCCAACCACGCAGACUUCCCCCAGGGCUCCUACACCGCCCGCGUCGACUACAUCGGCUCCGGAACCGACAGGAACUACUUCCGCGUCACCAUCAUCGGCGACGACGACCUCGACAGCGCCGACGACGCAAAGGCCAUGUUCCAGGCCGAGUACUCCAACCUCGUCGCCGCCGGCGCCAUCGACGGCGCCGCCGACGAGCAGGUCUCCUGGGUCGACUUCUCCGUCCACGGCCCCAUGCAUGCCCACGUCUCCGAGGCUGACCUCAAGGCCGGCUUCCUCGCUGACCUGUACGCCCUUCAGGGCAAGAACGACACCUGGUGGACCGGAGGUGCUUGGGCCGUCAACUUCCAGACUCACCUCUGGGAGUUUGAUGACAUCAUCCUCCCCAAGCUCGUCGCCAGCCUGUAA